Molecule: messenger RNA, 2496 nt
Organism: Anoplophora glabripennis (Asian longhorned beetle)
Lineage: Eukaryota; Metazoa; Arthropoda; Insecta; Coleoptera; Cerambycidae
Product: AN1-type zinc finger protein 4-like
Exons: 4
Coding region: 479-2425 (648 amino acids)
Molecular function (GO): protein binding; zinc ion binding
Source: RefSeq, a predicted model, not a curated record
UUCGUGAAUCAUUGCCAACUCCUAAUUUUAGAGUGGUUACGUACGUUUGUGUUAAUUUUGUGUCCAAAUUAACAUUCCAUAGAUAAAAACUAUGAUACUAAUCGCAUUUGUGUAAUAAAAAACUAACGUUUGCGGUACGACAGGAAAAUCUUGGAGACGUCGGACGUGGAAUUUUUUUGGGUUGGUAAUAAUUCCUUGAGAGCCGUGAGGUGAGUCGUCACUCGUCAUCUUAGAGAAAUCGGUAUAAAAGUUGUUCCCGAAAGCCGUUUUAUUUCGAUCUCCGGCCGUUUCGUAAUGUGGUCCGUGUUUUAAGUACGCUUGGGAUGUGAUUUUUGUGUAAACGUAAAUUUCUCGCAAGUUAAUAGCCCGAAUGAUGACUUUCCAAGGUGUUUUUAAGAGAUAGUGUGAAAUUACUGUUUGUGAUUUUUUAAAUAAAGUGAACUUUGGUAUUUGUCAGCUGUCAUUAUAUUUACCCAAAAUGUCCGAGGAUGGGUUCUCUGAUGGUUUUGAGGAACCCAAUAUGGAAAUCCAAAUUAAAACACUCAUGGGCACCACGUUUGACAUCAAGGUUUCCUCCACAGAAACUGUCGAGGACAUCAAAAAGAAAAUUUAUCGGGUGGAAGGAAUACCCAUUUACCAGCAGAACCUGAUAUUCCAGUCGAGGGAAUUGAAGGAUAGGAACCGGUUGGGGGAUGCGGGCAUCCGAAACGGUUCGACGCUCACCCUCGUCGCCUCCAUGCGGGGCGGCCCCAUCUCGACCAGGAGGCUGUCGGUGGCCUGCGAGCACCACGUCAUGCUCAAGGAACUGAAGGAGCUUUUGGAGAACACCAGAGACGAGAUCGCUCCCGGCUCCAAAGUAUCCGUGUUGGUUUUCAAAGAGGGCGACAUCAUCAACCUGCUGCGGGUGAUAGAGAACGAGGACGGCUCGUACUCCCCCUACAGCGAGAAACCCAUAUCGCCCCCCCAGAAGCCGGCGCGGAGGGAGUGCCGCACCGGCAUAUUUGAGCGGCUGGUAGAGGACAGCGAGAUGUCCACCAAGAUGGCCAACCUCCGCCAGAAGAUGGAGGAGCUCAGCGUACGGAAGCGCAGCAAGACGAGUAAGGCCAAAACGACGGCCGCCGCGGAAGCUUUCGGGGAGCCGUCGAAGUCGGCCGAGGGCAAGACCCACCCGUUGUCGUUUAAAUUUUUAGCGGAAUGCGGAAACGAUUUUUUAGAUAACGUCAACCUGAAGAUUUUCGAGAAAAAUUUCGAGGAGGAGAGCGAGGAGGAGAUAGCGCUGAAGGAGAAGCACCGGUCGAAACCCCACAAGACGGCCAAGAUCAAGUCAAAGUCCCUCUACAACGAAUCGAAGGGGGCGUACAGCCACACGAAACAGAAUUACGCGAGGAUACACAAGAAAACGAGGGAUCUGCACGCGGGCGAGGGCACUUCUAGGGAACGGACGCUGGACGACCUGUCGCCCAGGAAGCCCAUGAAGGAACUCACCUCUAGCCUGGCCGAGCAGUUUGCGGUCUUAGAGGAGGACAAUCAAGAUCUGUAUGGAGAAUCCGUGUCGGUGUCGGCACGAAACAGGGUACACCUCACCCGUCUAGUACUAUCCGAGACUGCGGAACGGCCGAAGAGCUCCCCCAACAGCAUCGAACUGGAGGAGAACGCUCAGGACCUGUGGGAGAUACACGAACCCGCCUCGGAGCGCCUCAAACACAGCGCUACGUGCAAGGUGGGGCUGUUGAAACGCCGGCAGAGCCUGGACUACGGUUACGAGGGCAUAGAGAACGCCCCCAAGCCGGAGAUCGGGAAUUACUCGUGCAAGAACUCGGAAUUCGAGGUGUGCUCGGGCAACUUCUACCACAUGCCGCAGUUCGUGUCCUCCCCCAGCGCCAUCCCCCCGCAGUACGCCCCCAAGGACCAGGGCCUGUGCGACUACUACUUCAGCAAGCCGAGUCGCAGUCCGCUGUACGGCCGCAAGAGCAAGGAGGACGCCGCUACGAAGGAGGAGCCCUCGACCGAGAAGGGCGACGGCUACAAUUUCCUGAGCGAGUGCUCCGGUAUCCAGAGACUGAAAAACGAGGGGGCGGGGACGGAACGCGACACCGGCCUGUUCUCCGGCCACGACACCAGCAUUGACGAGUUGUACGGCUACUACAACCUCGGCUGCUCGGCGGAGCUGCUGGGGGAGAGGGCGACGGGACAGCCGCCCAAGCUGGAGCUGCCGCCGGUGGUGAAGAAGCGGGCGCGGUGCAGCGAGUGCAACAAACGGCUGAACAUCACCAACAUCCACAAUUGCCGGUGCGGGAAGAUCUUCUGCUCGCAGCACAGGUACUCGGAGGUGCACCGGUGCAGCUACGACUACAAGACGGAGGGGCGCAAGAUCCUGGAGCAGCAGAACCCGCUCGUCACCGCCGAGAAGGUCAAUAGAAUAUAACGAGAGUGCCUGUACAUUAACUUUUUCAAUAAUAUGCUGUAUUGUCGAUAAAUAUACUGUUUACAAUUUUG